AUGUUGUUAUUUUCGAAUAGCAUUAUAUCCUUUCAUGAAACUACUUGGAAUGAGGCAAAAACUGAAUGUGAACGUGAUAAUGCUAUAUUAUUUCUACCUGAACACUUUACGACACCGUUCUUGACAAAGUCCUUAGUUUUACGUCGGCACAGUUACACAUCCUCUGGUGUUGCACAUCUUGGUAUUUUUUAUGAUAAUCGAAACCGUACUGCCACGCAAUGUAGUACAAUCGAUGAAAGUCCUUUACCAAGUUUACUAGAUUUCAAUAAUUUUCAUACUUUAUGUGAAAGAACAUUUGAUCAAUAUUAUGAAAAAUUUAUAUCAUCAUCAGCUUUAUCAUCAAACGAUGAAGAUCGAGAAAAAACUGAGCAAAUUAGUUGUGCAUACGUUAAUUUUUCAUCUAAUUCUGCAUCAUCGAUUUCAUGUGAUCAAAAAUUCUAUAAUCGACUAGCAACUGUAAUAUGUCAAAAAUCACCUAUUGUAAAAAUACGUGCUGUUGCAGUAAAAAAUUGUUAG
This is a messenger RNA of Rotaria sordida, 516 nucleotides long. NCBI's taxonomy places the organism in Eukaryota, Metazoa, Rotifera, Eurotatoria, Philodinida, Philodinidae. The record is from the annotation of a GenBank genome assembly.